Messenger RNA from Paramecium pentaurelia, 1509 nucleotides. The record is from the annotation of a GenBank genome assembly. NCBI's taxonomy places the organism in Eukaryota, Ciliophora, Oligohymenophorea, Peniculida, Parameciidae.
AUGUUAGAUAAUAGUGAAAUUAUAAUUAGAGAAUCAUUGGAAAGCUAUCUUAAUUAUCAACAUGUAGAUUGUGUAUUAAAAGUAGAGAUGAGUAAACCACAUUUAAGAUAGAAAUAUUUUGAAUGUUUGUAAUUGGAAUCAUUUGUUGAAUUCGUAUUGACUUGUUUAGAAUUAGUAAAUACAACUGUACUUAUGAAACAAAAUUAUCAAUUAAGUCAUAAAUUGCAUUUACAAUAUUGGAAGAUAUUCAAUGAAUUACCUUAACCAAAAGAUGAAAUGGUAAGUUUCAUUUUAAUUGCAGUAUGGUUCUUAAUACAUAGUACAAUAUUUAAAUUACAAACACAAGAAGAAAGAAAUAAAAUUGAUCAAAGAUUUCUUUUCAACUCUUACCAUGUUCUAUUAUAUUAUAUUAAUGGAUUUUAUGUAUCAGAUGAAUUCGUUUAAUAAUAAGUCGAUAUGUAUCUUAAUAAUAGAUAUUUGGAUUAUAGACUCAAUUCAUUUUAAAAAAAGAAUCUCAAAAAAUAAUAGAUGUAACAAACUCAAACUAAUUUAUUCCCAAAUGUUAGCAUACCUGAAUUAACAUAAGUCUAAGGAGCAACUUAAUUUUAAAAAGAAUUAAGAUUUAGAAAAAAAUAAAAAAAAUAAUAAAGUGAACCUAUUCUUGUUGAAUAACCACCAUAAUAAUUAACAAGAAUGGAAAAUAGAUCAGAUAGAAGUGGUCGAUUUCCAAACUCUAUUAAAUUUAAUCUUAAUCAAUUAUCACCAUCUAUUAAUUCACUAUUAAAUCUCAGCAAUAAGGCUACUCCAAGAGCUAAAUUAGUUACACAUUAAAUUAUAUCACAUAAUUUUAAUUAAGCUAAAGUAUCAAAUGUCUUAAAAAGUUUGGAUGAACCAAGAACUACAUUAACUUAAAUGAAAGAAAGCAGAGAUAAUGGAAAAGGCUAAAGAUUACUUGAUAAAUAUAGAGUUACUUAACCACCUCUUGAGUAUUUUAAGAAACAUCCAAAAGUUGAUCAUCUUUUUAGAGAUAUGUUAGAAAUGAAGCUUGUUUUAUAAUAGAGUCAUUAACAUAUUUAUACAUCUCCUAGAUUAGCAAAAGAAGAUUCAACUGCAUUAAGAGAAAAAUUAACUCAAUAUUUGGAAGAAAGAACAUUAAAAUAAAAUUUAAAUCCACAAAAUGAUAUAUUAUAAUAGAGUCCAUAAUUUGGAUCUAAUAUGAUGAUUACAUAUUAACAUGUUAGAACACCUAGUGAUGGAACAAGAAUGUAAGAAACAUAUUCUGUAUUUCCAUAAGGUUAAAUUAGUUCAUUCCUUCAAACACAAAUUACACAAUCCCCAUAACCAAAAUCUAAUAAUAAAUUUAUUUAUGAAGACAAAAGAAAACAAUAUACUGAUAGAUUCAAUAAAGCUACUAGUAAUUAAACUACAGAUGAUAAAAUAUCUAAUUUAUAACAUAAUCUACUAGUUAAACAACAUAUGAUUUAAUAACAUUUAAAAAAAUAGCAUUGA